AGCUCGGCUCCAGACGGCCCGCGCCUGACUGAAUGGAGCUGGAGAAUGGCAGCAGAAUAACGAUCCGCGUCUCUUCUCGUGUUACUGUAGCUCUGUGCUGUGUCCAUACCGAUCAGCGACACGCGAGCUGACUCUCUCCGCUUUCGUUUUUUCUUUUUCUUCCUCUAAUUUUUUCUUCAUCAUCUUCUUGCAUUUUAAUUAUUAUUAUUAUUAUUAUUAUAUAUUUUUUUGCAACAUUUCACUUGAAUGAGAAGAUGAAGGCUACCAUUCCGCCUCGCGCCCGGAGGGACUCGUGCAGCUGCGCUGAACUCUCGGCCGAGCCGGAUCUGUGCUGCCUGCAACACGACAUGAAUGACUGCUACAGCCGGCUGAAGCGCCUCGUGCCCACCAUCCCUCAGCACCGGCGCGUGAGCCGCGUGGAGAUCCUGCAGCACGUCAUCGACUACAUCCUGGACCUGCAGCUGGCGCUCGAGCGCACCGAGCACAGCAGCGAGCACAGCGGGACGUGGCCGCGGAGCUCCAUGCGCACCCCGCUCUCCGUCCUCAACACCGAGCAGAGGACACCAGUAGUCAACAAGCAGGAGGACACGAUCCUGUGCCGCUGAAAUGCAGCAUAAAGCAGUGUCAGUCUGCAACAUGCCGUUCACACACCCCCUCUAUUCAUUCGCUUCUCACAGGUGUGCAGUGAGCCCAUCCAAAGCCAAGCCAAGCUUUGGCAGCGAAUCCGACACACACCAGGCCCAACGUGGGAUUGCAAAGCAGUUCUGAAACUAAUGGCUUCUAAACCAUAAUUUAUAAACAUUUCAGUGUUAACUGUCAGUAAUGGCUGAGGCAGCCAGUGUUCUUCUUUCUCUGUUCAUGCUAUUUUCUGUCAGAGAAGGAAAUGCUGAAUUUGGAUAAAGAUAAAGUAUUUCUUUCUCUCUCUCUCUCUCUCUCUCUCUCUCUUUCUCAUAUUUCCUCAGUGGUAAGAUUGACCAUACCAGGAAAUGGCUUGUCUAAUUUUUACUAAGAAACGUCACACUGUAAAGCUUUACAGUACUUUGAAAGUAACAUUGAAAGUUAAAAUAUUGACAUCUAUUGUUAAAAAUAGAUGAUUUCUUUUAAACAGGGAUUUCUCUGCAAUUGAAUUGUUUAAUAUUGUAAAGAAAGGAAAUACACGUUGAAAAAUAAUCCUGUAUAUAAAAAUAGGCUGUUCUAUAAUUGUAUGUGUAAGAGACUAUCUAUAUGCUAUUGUAAUUAUAAGAUAUUUUUAUUGAAAAGUUUUGUUUUGUAAAUAUUGUGUUUUCCAUAAGUGUAGUGAAAAAAUACAUGAUUGUUCUGCUAAUAAAGAUCUCUCAUCAUGAAGCUAA
Molecule: messenger RNA, 1349 nt
Organism: Clarias gariepinus (North African catfish)
Lineage: Eukaryota; Metazoa; Chordata; Actinopteri; Siluriformes; Clariidae
Gene: id4
Product: inhibitor of DNA binding 4
Exons: 3
Coding region: 255-605 (116 amino acids)
Biological process (GO): negative regulation of transcription by RNA polymerase II; circadian regulation of gene expression; cell differentiation
Cellular component (GO): cytoplasm; nucleus
Molecular function (GO): transcription regulator activity; protein dimerization activity
Source: RefSeq, a predicted model, not a curated record